ACAUACUGUAACUUGAAGAUUGUUUUAGUACACUGAACUACUGAACUUCUUCCUUAGAAUAUUAAGCGCGUUGAUCAAAGAGUCCUUCCAGUUAAUAAUCAUAUAGAUUCCGUUCACCAAGGAAAUGUCUGGAUCUCGCAAAUUUUUUGUUGGGGGGAACUGGAAAAUGAACGGAAGCAGAGAUGACAACGAUAAGUUACUUAAAUUACUCUCAGAAGCCCAUUUUGAUGAUAACACGGAAGUUUUAAUUGCUCCACCUUCAGUCUUUUUGCACGAAAUUCGAAAAAGUUUGAAGAAAGAAAUACAUGUGGCCGCUCAAAAUUGCUAUAAAGUAUCAAAGGGUGCAUUCACCGGAGAAAUCAGCCCAGCAAUGAUAAAAGAUAUUGGUUGUGAUUGGGUCAUACUUGGACAUUCUGAGCGUAGAAGCAUUUUUGGUGAAUCUGAUGAACUUAUUGCUGAAAAAGUUCAACAUGCACUUGCUGAAGGUCUAAGCGUUAUUGCAUGUAUUGGUGAAACAUUAUCAGAGCGUGAAUCUAAUAAAACAGAGGAAGUAUGCGUUAGACAGUUAAAAGCCAUUGCAAAUAAGAUUAAAUCAGCUGAUGAAUGGAAACGAGUAGUCGUAGCAUAUGAACCAGUUUGGGCUAUUGGAACAGGUAAAGUUGCUACACCACAACAAGCUCAAGAAGUUCAUAAUUUCCUUCGUAAAUGGUUUAAAACGAAUGCACCAAAUGGAGUUGAUGAAAAUAUACGUAUUAUCUAUGGUGGAUCUGUAACUGCUGCCAAUUGUAAAGAAUUAGCUCAACAACAUGAUGUCGAUGGAUUUUUGGUUGGUGGAGCUUCAUUAAAACCGGAAUUCACUGAGAUAUGUAAAGCCAAACAACGUUGAUUGUUUUGUUGGUCUUCUUCUUCUUACACUUCUAAAUUUUGUCUCUUCUCAUGUCAGUUACUUGCUUUUUUUGUUUUGACAACCAAAGCAUAUUAUAAUUAGUAGUAUCUUAAUGUCUAAUGUAAAAAAAUAUCACCACUAGUUCGAACUACUUAAUUACUAUCAGUCAAAAAAAUAAUAUUUGUCAAUUUAGUUCAUUGUUUCAUUUAUCGUCCUUUAAAUUUCUUAUGCCCUAAAUAUACAUUGAAUUAAUAUUUGAAUAAGUUUUGUAAAAUUUCACUGGAUCUUACUUAAUAUAAAAUGUACAAAGCUUAUCAUUGACCGUGUUGUCAAUUCACUAAAACAGUCUGACGACAUUUUAUGCAUUAAAAUUGGUAUAUUAAAGAUAUUAAGUUUCAGCAAAUGUUGUCAUAAG
Messenger RNA from Schistosoma rodhaini, 1301 nucleotides. NCBI's taxonomy places the organism in Eukaryota, Metazoa, Platyhelminthes, Trematoda, Strigeidida, Schistosomatidae. The record is from the annotation of a GenBank genome assembly.